Messenger RNA from Acaulospora colombiana, 189 nucleotides. The record is from the annotation of a GenBank genome assembly. Lineage: Eukaryota; Fungi; Glomeromycota; Glomeromycetes; Diversisporales; Acaulosporaceae.
GGCUCAAAUAUUCCCGAGAGGGAGAGAGGAGAGGGUAUAGGCCUCUCGCUGGGGUAUGAUCAACGAGAAGAAGGGAACCAAGCCGCGGGGGACAAGGUUUGCAAUGCGAGGAUUCUUGAGCACUGCUCUUGGGAGGGUACUGCCGAUUGCGUGAAUGCCAUUCAGGCCAGUUCCACCCUUGAUAGGUGA